Molecule: messenger RNA, 2767 nt
Organism: Zychaea mexicana
Lineage: Eukaryota; Fungi; Mucoromycota; Mucoromycetes; Mucorales; Lichtheimiaceae
Product: Sec34-like family-domain-containing protein
Exons: 17
Coding region: 94-2661 (855 amino acids)
Biological process (GO): intra-Golgi vesicle-mediated transport; Golgi organization; intracellular protein transport
Cellular component (GO): membrane; COG complex; cis-Golgi network
Source: RefSeq, a predicted model, not a curated record
CCAAAAUGUAAGCCCAGGAACUUCCGCUGUGCCAUCAAAGGCACUCCGACCACCUUAUUAGCUCCUGCCUUUUAAGCUACCUACUUUUUGUCAAUGGCGCGAGUUUCUGGGGGCAUUUCGCUAGAACAGUGGGAGCUCAAGACGCAACUGACCGAAAAUGAAUUGCAAAGCGUAUACGAUUUACAAGAUGCCUGUGAAGAACUCCCUCUACCAACCAAUUGGAUCUCGUCUUCACCAGCUCUAGCAAAGUCAUCAUCCGGUGUGCGAACUCCAGACUCUUUUUCGAAUGCAGCACUGACGUCGUUGAACGCUGGCGCGCUUUCGAGCCGUCUAACUGCGCUGACAACACGCCCGCGAUCGAGCACAAAUCUUUUGGUCGAGACAACCGCGGCCGUUUCCGAAUUUCAGACGCGGUCGGCUCACGGUAUCGGAUCUGAUAAACCAAUAGAAACUUUGCAGCAGUUUUUUGAUUGGUUCGCUAAUAUGGAGCCAGAGAUGGAAAAAGAUCAAGAAGACGUCUAUCGAAACUAUCUUUCUGUAGUUUCCUUGUAUCGAGAAUCAUGCGACGAGUUUCUAUCGGAUCUUAAAGCAACGGCUGGAUUGUUUGAUGAACUUGACAGUGAAUAUGGAUAUGUAGAGAAACGGACACGAUCGCUGCAAACAGCAUGCGAAAAACUAUUGAAUGAACAGGAACGGUUGGUUAAACUUGCCGAUGCAUUGGCAGAACGACUAGCUUAUUUUAACCAAUUGGAAGCGAUCGCAAAACUGUUCAAUUCGCCUGGAGACGACGUGUGUCUGCAUCCCGACUUUGUACCAAUGUUACAGAAACUCGACGAGUGUAUUGAGUAUAUGCAACAGCAUCUGAAGUACCGGGACGCCGAGCUGUAUCUAAUGCGAUUCCGACAAUGUAUGACGCGUGGCAUGACAGUGAUAAAGAUGUAUUUAAUCACUACAAUCAAGUCCCUUGGAUACGAUAUCUACACGCAAACUUCAUCCAAUUCAGCAGAUCAGCCCCUUGCACUGAGUAAGCAAACAACCUUAUUCUACGUCAAAUUCCGCAUGAUUUCCUCGACUGUUAAACCUUUAAGCAUUGAGCUGGAAAAGCGUUGUGAAGGUCACAAAGAAUAUCAGUCAUUAUACCAGGAUACACUCAACGCCUAUUUUCAAACCAGGCAGAAUCUACUGGGCCCUGUAAUCUCAAGAAAAACACAAGAACUUGGGCCUUACGGUGAUCUUUUAGCAUUCGCUAGAAAUGGAUGUGCAUACAUGAUGAACUUGUGUAUGGACGAAUUUAAUUUAUUUUACAACUUUUUCCGGUCAGGCGAUGAUGAAUUAUACUCUUUUCUUGAUCUAUUGACAAGUUAUCUUUACGAUCAUCUCCGUCCACGUAUCAUCCAUGAAAAUAACAUAUCCGUCUUGUCAGAACUAUGCAGCAUAUUUCAGAUGUACGUUUUGCGCGACGAGACCUUUACAGAAGGAGAUCAUUCCGACAAUGACAGUCGACCAAAAUUAGAGUUCGGCCAUUUGAUCCAGAACGUUCUUGAGGACUCGCAAGGACGUCUGGUUUUUCGCGCACAAACAUAUAUCGAUAAUGACAUACAAAAAUACCAACCUAAGCAAGAAGACUACGAAAUCCACGCACCACCAGAUAAUAGUAUGAAAACGUCUAUCGUUUUGGAAGGGUCCAAGGCAAACGCACCAUUGCAAAAUACAGAGAUACCUGCAACUUUGCCUAUUGAAGAAGACACACAAUCAGACACGCAGUCGAUGAAGGACCGAAGCGAGAAGCAAAAUUUAUCCGUGAGUACUUCCGAUUCACCAUUGGGUCAAGGCACGGAUUCAACGCGUGGAUGGUUUCCUACUUUACAGAAAACCCUGUGGAUUCUUUCCAAACUGUAUCAUUGUGUACAGACUGUGGUUUUUGAAGAUUUGGCUCAAGACGCCGUAUCCCUUUGUAAUGAAUCUCUUAGAAAUGCUGCUGAAACUAUCACUGCUAAGAAGUCUCGACUGGAUGGUCAACUAUUUCUUAUCAAACACUUGCUGGUGUUGAAGGAACAACUUGCGCCAUUUGAGGCUAACUUGAUUCACUCGGGCAAAGCACUUGAUUUCUCGCACGUAACUGACACGCUGAGCUCUUUUCAACAAAACCGGUCUCUUAUCUUCAAUCCAAAUGCAUUGAUUGGGUUGGCACAAACGGGUAUGCCUCGGGUGGUUGAGAUCAGCCUGGACUCUAGGCGAGAUAUUGAUCGAGAAUUGAAGCGUGUCUGUGAGGAUUUUAUUACCGACUGCGCCCUUGGUGCUGCAGAGCCAUUAACAAAUUUCAUGAUCAAGGUAUCGACUGCGCGACCAGCCAAUGUUGAAGUUCGAGAUCAAUCUUUUACCAAUGAUGCUCGAGAAACUGCAGAUCAGUUCAUGGAAUCAACAGGGGAACGAAUACGGUUCGUACUUAAGAAGUUCCGUGAAUAUGUAAAUGAUCAUAAAAUCGAGCAAAUAUUGAUGAAACCGAUCCAGGCCAAUAUUCUCGAUCAAUACAAGGCCUUUAUUCAAACGGUGGAGACGGAUUGGAAAAUACAAAAUUCAGAGGAUCCAUUCAUGUCUGUAGAAGCCAUGGCCGUAUGGCUUUCACAGCUAAAGGAUCAAUUAGACGAAUUACCACAAUAAAAACUAUACGAAACAGCAACUUCAUUAAUUCUGUUUUUACAAUGCUCGUUUAUUUUGAUAGUUAUAGAUUUCAAUGGUCUUCUACUUGCAUGGCGCUAGAAGGUGA